Molecule: messenger RNA, 588 nt
Organism: Hippoglossus stenolepis (Pacific halibut)
Lineage: Eukaryota; Metazoa; Chordata; Actinopteri; Pleuronectiformes; Pleuronectidae
Gene: rps16
Product: ribosomal protein S16
Exons: 6
Coding region: 106-546 (146 amino acids)
Biological process (GO): maturation of SSU-rRNA from tricistronic rRNA transcript (SSU-rRNA, 5.8S rRNA, LSU-rRNA); translation
Cellular component (GO): ribosome; cytosolic small ribosomal subunit
Molecular function (GO): structural constituent of ribosome; RNA binding
Source: RefSeq, a predicted model, not a curated record
ACGCUGCCGCAAAGCGCGUCUCCAGUGUCGCGAAGCAGCCCCUGAUCUUCGGCGUGUGAAACCCCGUCCGGUCUCUCCGUACGGCACCCCAGCUGAAGACGAAAGAUGCCCGCCAAAGGUCCUCUGCAGUCGGUCCAGGUCUUCGGACGCAAAAAAACCGCCACAGCCGUCGCCCACUGCAAGAGGGGGAAUGGCCUGAUCAAGGUGAACGGCAGACCCCUGGAGACUGUGGAGCCUGCGACCCUCCAGUACAAGCUUCUGGAACCCGUGCUGCUGCUCGGUAAGGAGCGUUUUGCUGGAGUUGACAUCAGAGUCCGGGUGAAGGGUGGUGGACAUGUGGCACAGAUCUAUGCUAUCCGCCAGGCCAUCUCCAAGUCCCUGGUCGCAUACUACCAGAAGUAUGUCGAUGAAGCCUCCAAGAAGGAGAUCAAGGACAUCCUGAUCCAGUACGAUAGGACCCUGCUGGUGGCCGACCCCCGUCGCUGCGAGUCCAAGAAGUUCGGUGGACCCGGAGCUCGUGCCCGCUACCAGAAGUCCUACCGUUAAAUGCCCUGUACAUUUUCAUAAUAAAUUGGGAAGAACAAAUAA